GACAUGGAAAAUUAUUAAGUUUGUUGAAUCGAACAUGACAAAAUGUUGUUUUAAAACAACCAUAAUAUAUGUUAUUAUAGAGAUGGGUAGAUUCAUCAUUUAAUUGUUGAAAUGAGUUAAAUAAGGAUUAAUAAAGAUAAUUAAUUUAAGUACCAAUAAUACAAAAGCAACAAAUAAAAGAGAAAGCCAAAGACAAUUAAUUAAAAGGGAGACCUAAAACAACAAGAGAGCCACAAAAGAGCACAUUCAACUUACUAACCGCAUGCCAUUUUCAAUGUUUUUUUCUCUAUUUGUAGCCUGUAGGUCCAAUUUAACCCUCAAAUCUCCUAAAUAUAACACUUUGACAUUUUAGUACUCAAUUGAAUUUUUUUGCACUUUCGCAUUUUGGCACGCCAUUAGAGGUGGUCUUACUCUCUCUAAUACUUGAUGGGUUCAUCUCGAGCAUUCUCAAACAUUGUAUCAAACAUCUUUGAUAUUCAAAUCUUAAUAUGAUUGACAAGCUAAAUAUGUUAGGAGGAUUAUUUGAUGAUGACCCACAUGCAAUUUUUCGCAUAUGCCCAUUCUCAUUCACCUUGUAUUUCAAGAAUCUUAUAUGUGUAUCCUGUUCUUUUAAGAGCUCUAUAGGCGACAAACCUUACUCUAUUAAUUGUGCCGUAUUACCCCACUAAAUUCGAGAAAAAUUUAAGACUUUUUCUGAAAUUUGUCCAAUCUAGAAAAAACAAGAUAACUGAUCGAGUGUUCAUGUUCUAUUGUGCAAAUUCCUGUUUGGAUAAUCUGAAAUUGUGAAUCCAACAUCUAGAGGUUUCCCAAUCCGUAAUGCAAAUCCAAACCCAACAAAGAAAAAUGAAACCUUUUUUGGAGUAAUCGUCAAAACGGUCAAGGACAUGUCAUUCAUGAAUCUCCUUGUUAUUUUUUGUUUCCCCUUUUUCCAUCUUUUCUCUUUCUUCUCCAUAUUUUACCCUGUCAAAUUUUUUCAUUCUCAGGGUCUGAUCUUCAAUGGCCUUCUACUAAAAUCGUCAUCUUUGAUUCACAUUGUCAGCCAGGUACUGUAAUUAUUACCCAAAUUUGUUCUUUUUUCGUCCCCACAAUUUGCAAUGUGCUUGAUGGUCUCAAGGCGUACCCUUUUGCAUGUUCUUCCUUUCCUUUCUUUUUGGUUCUAACAUGCUAUUUAGUUUCUCGGCAUUGUUUUCGAGUUUUGCAGAUCCUGAGGAUUUGUUAGGGUCUAUUUGCUGAAUUAUAUUUCAAUCCAUUGUAGGACAUGAAAUAAUUUAAUGAUUGAUUUUCUAGAUUUAAUUUAGAAAAUGGUUUUGAGUUUGUUUUCUUAUCCACAUCAACAAUAGUCUCAUGCGUGGGUUCGAUAGGGUAUACCAAUUCUUUUCUUCAUAAUUUGAUCGAGAAUGUGACAACGGUGGAACUUGUUGCUAGUGAAUUCUAAGAGUUGUGAGGGGUUAGUGUUGCUUUAGCAUUCAAUUUGGAAUAAAAAGUGUUCAAUAAUUAAAAUCAUUUAGAUUUGUGAUGGUUCUGUGUCACAGAUAAUAGAGAAAAUGGAUAGUCCAGAUUACAAUUAGUAAGAGUUGGUUUGCAGUAUAUUCUAUGUUGCGUUUUUUCUUGUAAUAUGUAUGUUUCACUAAGUUGAUCGUGUACUCCUCUAACUAUUUUGGUUAUAUCUUUUCUGUCAGCCAUUUGCUUGAUUGAGACCCCCAAAUGGUGAUCUUACAUUAGUAUAAUUUUACCGGUGGGAAUGGCUUCAAAAACCUCCUCAUUUGCUCCAGCAAGGAGGACAUUGACGGGAUUCACAUAUGCUCUGAGAUCAGCAGCUUUUGAAUGGCUUCUAAUUUUCUUGCUACUUCUGGAUGCAGUGUUUGCCUAUCUCCUGACCCGAUUUUCACGUUAUUGUAGGCUACAAGUACCAUGCCUCUUUUGUUCACGGCUAGAUCACAUAUUAGGCAAUGAAAAACCUGGGUUUUAUAGGGAUCUCAUUUGCACAUCCCACAAGGCUGAAAUGUCAUGCUUGAUUUUCUGCCAUAACCAUGGUAAGCUUGUUGAUGGUCGUGCUAUGUGCGACGAUUGUCUGUUGUCAUACUCAUCAAUGCUUAAAGAAAAAUCUGAGAUGCAAAGGGUUGUGGUGGGUAACCUUGGGUUUGAUUUAGGCUCUAAUGGUCCCCCUAACUUGUUCACAAACAAGGAUCUCCUUCCUGGUUCAGUUGCCACCAAGUUAUGUUCAUGUUGCCGUAAGCCUUGGAGGUCAAGGCAGAGAACAGACAGAAUCCGGAGACUAAAAUCACCUAGAAGUGCUGCCAUCUGCAAGCCAAACAUUCCUUUACCACACCGUUUGACACAACAAGAGAGCUUGAGGAAGAUAAGAGAGAAGUUCUCUGGGUCUUUAACUCCUUGCCGACUCGGGAAUAUGGGAUUUGAUUCUUUAUCCCAUGUGGGCUACACAGAGCUCAAGUUCAAUUCUGACACCGAGUCUGAAUUCCAGUAUUCUGAUGAUGAUGAGUACCAUAACUAUGGUCAAGAAGUGGAUGAGCCUCCUACGGAAGAAGAAGAAGAAGAAGAAAAACCUACAACUCGUAGUGAUUCUGAUAAACAUGUUGACAAUGAGAUGGAUCAACAAUCACGGGUACAAGGUAUACAACCUUAUGUUAAAAAUCAAGGCGAGAGACAAGUAUUGAAAGUUGAGAAGGGAAAAGGUCCUUCUGCAAGUCUAGAGUUUGUUUUACUUGAGGAUCUUCAUCCAUCAAACAUGACAGAGGUUCCUCCUAUGACGAAACAAGCAAAAAAUGAGCAAAACAAUCCUUCUGUUCUUACUACUGAUUCUUCUGUAUUAACAGAACUCAUGGCUCUUGUUGACUCUCCUUCGGGUUUAGCUGUUCUAAAAGAUCAUUUUGAGGCAUCAAAAGUGAAAGGUUUGAAUGAGAUUGGAACAAAAGAUGAAUUCAAAAAUAAGGAAAACGUUGUUGUGAAGCCAAUAGUUGAUGAUGAAACAAUAGGCACUCAAGUUGGUCAAGUUGCUUAUGAUGUGCCUUCUACAGAGGUAACUUCUUUGGAACAUAGUGAAACACCAAAGGCUAGUAGGAUCACUAUCCAAGAAAAGGAAGCACCAAAGUUUAUGGUAGAAAACCUUGGAAAGAGAGAAGUUGACGAGGAUUUGAAGCCAUCCUCCUCCAGAGAAAGUUUUGCAUCGUCAAACAACGUUAAUGUUUCUGACAUUCAUGAUAGUACCAAGACACCUGAACUAGUUUUCAAAGAGAAAGUUAAUGAUUCCACUCUAGAGCCCCUUGACGCAGUGAUUGAGGGUGAAAACAUAGAUGACAGGUUAAAAAGACAAAUAGAGCAUGAUAAGAUCCUUAUAAGUACAUUGACAAAGGAAUUAGAUGAAGAGAGAAGUGCAUCUGCAAUUGCUGCAAACCAGGCAAUGGCGAUGAUCACAAGGUUGCAAGAGGAGAAAGCAGCACUGCACAUGGAAGCCUUGCAGUACCUACGAAUGAUGGAAGAGCAAGCUGAAUACGAUGGCGAGGAGCUGGAGAAAACAAAUGAUCUCCUGGCUGAAAGGGAGAAGGAACUGCAAGAUUUAGAGGCAGAGUUAGAGUAUUUCAGGAUAAAAUAUGGAGACGAAGAUAUAGGGGAGAAUCAGAACAUGCCGAAUAUUGUAAUGUCUAGUAUGAGUAGGGAUGAUAACAUGAACAUGGUAGGAGAGAAUGCUGCUACUAGCUCUAGCUAUGCAGAGCAUGAGGUUAGUGAGCACCACUCUGGAGAGCUCCCAAAUGGAAGUGAGAAAGGAGACAUAUUCACAAAAUCUUCAUGGCCAGACAUUGAAGAUGAGAAGUCAUUCAUUUUCCAGCGGUUGAAGGGCUUAGAGAGGAAGCUGCAGAAAUUGUCUCAUGGUGCUGCUGCAUCACCUUACAUGUCUGACAAUGAGUAUUCUGAAGAAACAACAGAUAGAGGAGGAGUAGGUACAGGGGAAUUUCUUGUACAUGAAGAGCCUGAUAGGAAAUCAGUUAGCAAAGGUAAAACUGUUGUUGGCAGCCUGGUCAUGAAUGGACAAAGAACUUCUUCCAAUCCACUCCAUGAAACUGAUUUGACCACACUCAAGAAUGAGAUUAGUGACCUAAACGAAAGGUUGGAAUCACUUGAAACGGAUUGGAGUUUCCUUGAGCAUACAUUCAACUCCCUUGAGAGUGGAAAGGAAGGGGUGCAGUUUGUUCAAGAAAUAGCGCAUCGACUUCAGGAUUUGCGCAAGAUUGGGAUGCAGAGUAGAAAACAAUCCGUUCCUUGUUAAUGAGCAUUGAUCGAUCAUUAUUUCAUUGCAAGGUAUGGAAAUAUUUCCAUAGAAUAUUUCAUACUAAAAAUUGUCAUGAGAAACUACGAUAACAUGAUAUUCUUAACAAAUGACAAACUAAUAACUUGAUAUUCUCUUUGUUGUCCUACUAAUCGCCAACCACUAAGAAAAUUGGUGUUUUAUGUUCAUGUAACCACUUACCUUUUUUCUUCUUUGUUUUGAGACAACAUAUGGUGUAAUGGAGACAUCGAUACGAUCAUACAUACACUGAAGAGACAAAAACAUAUUUGGAUUUUUUUUUCAGUCCUAUGUUUCUCUUUGCUCUAUAGGGUUUGCUUUAUAAAUUUAUCAAUUGAAUGACUAUUAUAUUUUUUGGUUGGCUUCCUAGUUGAAAAAAUUCAAUUCUUUUGUAAAUAAAUUCAGUUUCUUGGCCAGAGAUGCAUGGUAUCUAUUAAGCAUACAUAAAGUUGAAAAGGUAAAAUUCUCGUGUUAGGUGCAAUGAAGUUUAUUAAGCUUACCCGAAUGAACAAAUUUAUGAUACAUGUAGACCUAUUUUGAUUUUUUACGUGUUAUUGAUGGAGGUCUUUAGAGGGAAGUGUCUAACCUAAGAUUCAAACAUGGAAUCUCUAAGUUGAAAACCAAUGGUUGAAUCACUAUACCAUGGGUCUCCCCGCAAUUUUUUUUUUCAAUUUAAGAUAUGCGUCAAUAAUGCUUUAUAUUUUUUCAUUUUCGGGUGAAUGUGCGCCAGUGAUUGGAAUAGUUCCAGCUCAAAGAAAAAUGCGAAACAACUUCCAGAAUUAAAAGAAGAUGAUAUAUUGCGGGUAAUGUGAGCCUAAAUAACUUCUUCAUUGACACAAAACAUACAUAAUUCCUCUUCUUAUGCACCAUAUUUCUUUUUUCUAGGGUUUGUUCAAAUGGUUACCAUUGUAAUUACCAAAUCAAACAAGCUUGUAUUCUAUUAAUCAUGAAAUACAAUAUCAUAAUCAAACCGUCCAAACUAAUACAACAACCAAAUUAACCAAACUAAAAUUUAAUAAAUUUGAUUAAUUGGU
Linum trigynum is the source of this 5334-nucleotide messenger RNA. Lineage: Eukaryota; Viridiplantae; Streptophyta; Magnoliopsida; Malpighiales; Linaceae. The record is from the annotation of a GenBank genome assembly.